AUGUCUAAAGAGAAAGGGGCAAAAGAGGGUAAGAGUGCGGAUACUAGUGCAUUUUUAAAAGAUUUCAUCGCAGGUGGAGUAUCGGCCGCUGUUUCUAAAACAGCGAUGGCUCCAAUGGAGCGUGUCAAAUUAAUAUUACAAGUGCAACAUGUAUCUAAACAGAUAUCAGAGGAUAAGAGAUACAAAGGAAUUGUCGACGCAUUCAUUCGUAUUCCGAGAGAGCAAGGCCUCGCGUCACUUUGGCGUGGAAAUUUAGCAAAUGUUAUUCGAUAUUUUCCUACACAAGCGUUAAAUUUCGCAUUUAAAGAUGUUUAUAAGAAAAUAUUUCUCGAAGGUGUUGACAAAAACACGCAAUUCUGGAGAUACUUCGCCGGUAAUUUAGCAUCCGGCGGAGCAGCUGGAGCGACCUCUUUGUGCUUCGUUUAUCCUCUAGAUUUUGCUCGAACUAGGUUAGCAGCAGACGUCGGUAAAGGAAAAGCAAAAGAGUUUAACGGCCUAGUCGACUGCUUAAUGAAAACGUUAAAAACCGACGGUCCUCUGGGCUGGUAUAGAGGAUUCAUAGUUUCCGUGCAGGGCAUAAUAAUAUACCGGGCGACGUAUUUUGGACUAUUCGACACUGCACGGGGGAUGAUAGCAGAUCCAAAGCAUACUUCACUGUUUUUUACUUGGCUAAUAGCGCAGACAGUCACUACCAUAGCAGGAAUAACAUCUUAUCCUCUGGACACUGUAAGGCGACGGAUGAUGAUGCAGUCGGGCCGUCCAGUUCACGAACGGCAGUAUAAAAAUACGUUGCACUGCUGGACAACUAUUCUUCGCACUGAAGGGCCUGGUGCCUUUUUCAAGGGAGCCUUCUCUAAUGUACUGAGAGGUGCUGGCGGAGCCUUUGUCCUGGUGUUAUAUGACGAAAUCAAAAAGUUACUUUGAAAAAGGCAACAAAGUAAUAUAGUACUUUUAUCAACGUUAUUAAAGUAAUGUGUUGCUCGCUUAUUAAAACCCUGUGUCUUGUGCCAUAUAGCACCAAAACUCGACUGAUUUGUAGAGUUAGUGUUAGUUCGCAGAAAAUAAUAUUUAUUUAAAUUUGGUAUGUAUUUUAGUCAACUGUGUACUUGAAGAGUUUUAUAGUUAUAUCUCAUAAUGAAUUAAAUACUUUUAAUUUAAUAA
This is a messenger RNA of Melitaea cinxia (Glanville fritillary), 1161 nucleotides long. Its product is annotated as ADP,ATP carrier protein-like. Gene Ontology annotation, cellular component: mitochondrial inner membrane. Gene Ontology annotation, molecular function: ATP:ADP antiporter activity. NCBI's taxonomy places the organism in Eukaryota, Metazoa, Arthropoda, Insecta, Lepidoptera, Nymphalidae. Bases 1 to 924 code for a protein of 307 amino acids. The record is from RefSeq and is a predicted model, not a curated record. The transcript has 4 exons. Gene Ontology annotation, biological process: mitochondrial ADP transmembrane transport; mitochondrial ATP transmembrane transport.